Erythranthe guttata (spotted monkey flower) is the source of this 1861-nucleotide messenger RNA. RefSeq lists its product as uncharacterized. Lineage: Eukaryota; Viridiplantae; Streptophyta; Magnoliopsida; Lamiales; Phrymaceae. The record is from RefSeq and is a predicted model, not a curated record.
CAGAUCAAUCAAACGAACACAGAUCGAACAAGCAAACUACAGCAGUGAAAAACAACAAUUUGCAGAAUUCAAAUAAUAAAAUAAAAUUAAUUUAAUUGAAAAUAAAAAUAAAAAUGGAUUUAAAUAACAGACCCCAUUAUUUCCGCAGAACAAUCACUGAUAAGCUGCAGCGCAACCACCGCUGCCACCACCACCACCACAGCUCACUUCUCCUCCAUGAAACUCACUAAAGCAAUCCUCAGACCACUCCGCGCCGCCGUCAGAGGCGGCGGUGUCUCUAUCUCCUUGUUCAGCCGCCGCCGCCGCCGCCUCACCGACGGCGGCAGCCAAGGGACAUCGUCCUCCGGGAAAAAGAGAGGCGGCGGGCGUUUCGAAAACCCAGAGCCGUCGUCGCCGAAAGUGACCUGCAUUGGUCAAGUGAGGGUGAAGUCGAAGAGGAGAGCGAAGCAGUCUCUCCGGAGCCUCUCCGGCGGAAGGCCGAUCGGAGAGGCGAGUUUCAGAAAGCCAGAGCAGAUUAUUACAUCUCACGCCGAUCGCCACAGAUGGGUUCAUCUGCCGAUCUGCGUCUGCGAAGCUCUGCGCGCCGCGUUCGCCGCGGCGGCGGAGUUCAGCUGCUGCUGCAGUAGUAGAAGAAGAGAAUGCUGUCUUCCGACCGCCGGCGGCGGUGGAAAUUGUGGGUGCUGGGCUGUUCUUGGGAGGUGGCUGGUGUCUGUGUUUUUUUGCGGCGGAGGAAGGAGGAGGAAGGAGAUAAUUGAGGUGGUGGUUGGCGGCGGAGUUACCGAGGUUAUUGUUAAGGAAGAUCACAAUCAAGAAGAAGAAGAAGCCAUUAAUACAACAAACGAGAACAAUGAAGUUUUGCUGAUGAGAUGCAGAUCUGAUGAAAUUAAUGAAGAAGAAGAUCAAAACGACGACGUACGAAAUGCAGAUUUCGAUGGAGUACGAGGUUUCGGAGAAGUUAAGGAAAACGAAGAAGAGGAAGAUUAUAAAGAAGAAGAUUCGGAUGAGUCUAACAUGUCUUCAUUUGAAGCUCUUCUGGACCAAGAAAACACAGAUCAAUUACCACGUGAUAAAAAUGAUGAUGAUGACGUCAUUUCAGACAAGGACACGUCAUCACCAUUUGUUGAAGAAGAAGAAGAAGCUAAACCAGAAGAAGAAGCUGCUGCCAUGGUGGUAUUGCCGGAAUGUUUGCUCUUGAUGAUGUGCGAGCCCAAGCUUUCGAUGGAGGUUUCCAAGGAGACGUGGGUCUGCAGCACGGACUUCGUGCGGCGGCCGGAGCGGCCGCAGAAGGCGGCGAACGCCGCCGCGAACGGCGGCGGGUGCUGCCACCACGGUGGGGGAGUCAAGAGGAGACAUUUGGUCGUUGAGUCCAAGCCGCCUACUACUGCUAAGCCGAAUGUCCCGGCGCCUCCGUCUAAGAAGAACGAUGGUCUCCAGCCGGCGCGGUCGUCUUGCUCUCUACCGGCGGCGGCGCCAUCCAUGGCGGCGGUGAUUGAGCAGAAGCUGGGGGCGGGUGCUGCGGGGUACGAGCCGUUUGCUCUGACGAGGUGCAAGUCGGAGCCGAUGAGGACUGCGGCGGCUAAAGUCAUGCCGGAGUCGUGUUUGUGGAAGAAUGGUGUUGUGGAGCCGGAGCCGCUCGGCGCCGGUGCCGGCGCGGCUGGGGUCGGGUUCUGAGCGGAGCUGUCAAAAAAAUAAUGACAAAUUGACAUGUCAUUUUGUACAGUACUUUUUUUAACCCUGAAAGUCUUUUUUUUUUUCUUUUAAUCUUUUCUGUUGUUUAAAUUGUUACUUUUCUCUACUUUUUUUUUUCUUUUUUUUUGUGGUAAAUAAAAUGAGCGUCUGAGAUGAAAUCUCAAUAAGAUCA